Drosophila willistoni is the source of this 590-nucleotide messenger RNA. RefSeq lists its product as uncharacterized. The record is from RefSeq and is a predicted model, not a curated record. Lineage: Eukaryota; Metazoa; Arthropoda; Insecta; Diptera; Drosophilidae. The transcript has a single exon. The coding region runs from base 86 to 520 and encodes 144 amino acids. Gene Ontology annotation, biological process: proteasome assembly.
AUUAUUUCGAUAACUUUUUGUCGCAUGUGUCAGCCCUGCCAUUAAUGUCAACUCAUUGCAAGUUUUGUUUAUACAUUUUCAAAUUAUGGAAACUAUGACCAAAAUGGAAUCCCUAAAAGACCAACAAGAAGGAGGUGGAGAUGUAUCAAAAUUGGAUUCUUUCUCCCCGUUCACCUCCCACACAGCCAAUCUGGAAGCUGGACAAACGAACUUCACUUUGCGUGUCCUCAAAAUGAAUGGCAGCACUAUGUUAUUCUUGAAUGCCAAGGAUAUGGAGAUUUUAGAUGAACUGGCCGUGGCCAUGCCAUCACGCAAUCCCGGACAAAGUCAAGCCGUAUCCUCCACCAUCAUUGGUGGCCAUGGUCAGACAGAUUCUUCGGUAUUGGCCGCCAAACUAAGUAGACGCUAUAAUCGCCAAUUUUAUGUGAGUCUUAAUCUAAAAUUGGAUCGCCUUGUCGGACCGCUGUUUGAGAAAGCCCUCAUCACCUACAUAAAUGAUCAUUUGGAGAAAUUCGCCUAGCCCACUAUAGUCUAGAAUUCAAUAUACACACACAACUACCUCUAAGUAUGCGAUUAAAAUUAAUACAAAA